GAUGUAAACAUCGUUAAUUUCGUAGAUAAGAGUGUAACACAUAUCGUAUGUCUAUAAAAACAGGUUGUAUCAGCUUGAAAUAAUCCUUCUCCGGACAUUGCCGAUAAUUGCCGACAUUUAAUAAGCAACUUCCCGAAGGAGUGCGUGACGUCACUUGUGUUGUUUACAUCCGCUAGACCACGAGAAUCCUACUAUUUCUAACUAAAAUUUAACAAAGUAUACAAUGGAUUUCGACGGACAGGACAGCGGCGAUGAGCCAUUUAUAACUGCUGUUGAUAAUAUUCAACCGUAUCAGUUCGAGCCUGUUGUUCAUAUUGAACAAAACGAAGUGAGCAGUCAAAACCAAUCGGACUCCUCUGAGGAAAAUUCUGAAGCUGAAUCUGACUCCUCUGACCUGCAAGACAGCCGGAUGGAUAACUUGGCAUGGUGUGACUGUAACCACUGCGCUGCAAUGCCCACUGUGGAUGAAUGCCUCUGUUGCAAGGAAGUUGGUCCAGUUGCAGAAAAAAUGGAAGAUGAGGACCUCGAUUGUAUUACAGAUCAUGAGGGGUUCACUGGAAACUGUUUAAAUAGACAUGUCAUUGAGGUCUCUUUGUAUGACUUUGUUGAAAGGCAGGGACCAAUAGACGACAAUGAACCAAUUCAUGAAUUAUAUAGAUAUGUUGCUUACAGACGGUUCACUCGUUGGAUCUGGCAUAUACUUGGCAAAAAAAGAAGAAAGGUGAUACCAGCAUGUGCAGUAUUAAAAAUUAGGGAGGCAUUCCCGUCUGAGGACUUUACUGGAUUCAAAUAUGCCAGGCCAUGAUCAUUUGAAAAAAAAUCAUUGUGGUUAAAAUCUUGGUAAAUUUCAUGUUUCCACAAACAGAGCUUUGAAAGAUAAAAACACUCGACUACAUGAUGUAAAUUGUGGUAAAUACAAUUCAAAUGGUGAAGAGUUAUAUGGAACAAAGAUCGCAAAACAUAUUUAAACAAAUGUACGAGAAAUGAUGUCAGUUUCUAGCAAAACGACUUGUUCGAUGUCUUAUUAGCUCCUCCUUAUCAAAUUGAGGGUUUGAUGCUGUUAGUGGAGGGAGUCUCUGAUAUACAAUGUUAAAGUCCUCUAAGGCUUCUUUAAUGCUUGAUAAGUUAUUUCGUCUGUCAAAAGUUCUUUUCAGAAGAGCUCCAACAUAAUCUACAAGACAAAUAGAAACUAUAUGUAAUAGCUCAGCCUCUAAUUUACAUAAUUAACCGUGCAAAUUUAUAGAUGCAAUGACAUUACUUGGAUGUGCAGUCUGCAUUUUUAGAAUAUUAACUUUUUCGAUUCCAAUAGUACAAAAAGAGAUUCAUAAUACUGUAAAUAAACCAACAUUAUUACAAAAUAAAUGUCUUGCUUACUGCU
Molecule: messenger RNA, 1378 nt
Organism: Mytilus trossulus (common blue mussel)
Lineage: Eukaryota; Metazoa; Mollusca; Bivalvia; Mytilida; Mytilidae
Product: P2X purinoceptor 7-like
Exons: 3
Coding region: 224-805 (193 amino acids)
Source: RefSeq, a predicted model, not a curated record